Andrographis paniculata is the source of this 7154-nucleotide messenger RNA. RefSeq names its product formin-like protein 5. Bases 454 to 6159 code for a protein of 1901 amino acids. The transcript has 18 exons. Lineage: Eukaryota; Viridiplantae; Streptophyta; Magnoliopsida; Lamiales; Acanthaceae. The record is from RefSeq and is a predicted model, not a curated record.
UCCGCUCUUUCUUCUCCUCUCCCUCUCUUCCUUUCUUACGAAUUCGGCCAUGAAAUCGUCCUCCAAAACGUUUUGUCGCGUCCGAACAAUCACGGUCGGAAUUUGCAAAUGUGGUUGAUCGAUUGAGAAAACUGUCCCGCUUCGUGCCUACAUUGUCUUCCCUGGAUUAUUUUGUAUUUUGUAUUUUGAUUGAGCUCAUUUUGGGCGCGGUAAGAUACCGGCGGAUUGCAACGACGGCCAAAACCCUAGCUGGAUUUUGAUGAUACCCGAUAUUUGAUGCGGAAUUGAAGUAUUACGUGGCCGGGCGAAUUUCCGAUCGCUUUAUGGUUGUAAUUGGUGAAUUGUGGGUAUCCUUUGGAAGGAUUGGUUUGAUCGAGGUGCGAGAAUUGGGAGAUUGGAUUGGGAAAAGCGGUUUUGGAUCCAAUCGGGGAUAAAACAGCGCCAUUAUAUUAGAUGGCGCUGUUCAAAAGGUUCUUCUAUCGGAAGCCGCCGGACCGGCUUCUCGAAAUUUCUGAGAGAGUCUACGUGUUUGAUUACUGCUUCUCCACCGUUUUGGUUCAAGAAGAAGAGUACAAGACAUACAUGAACGAGAUUGUUGCUCAGCUACAGGAGCACUAUCCUGAAUCUGCUUUCAUGGUUUUCAAUUUCAAAAGGCCGGACAAGAAGAGUCAAUUAUCUGAUGUUCUGUCUCAGUAUGGCAUGACACUAAUGGAUUAUCCUCAGCAACACGAAGGGUGUCCUCUGUUACCUCUGGAGAUGAUCCAUCACUUCUUGCGAACGAGUGAAAGCUGGUUGUCCAUUGAGGACCAACAAAAUGUUCUUUUACUGCACUGUGAAACAGGUGGAUGGCCGGUGCUUGCAUUUAUGCUUGCUUCCCUUCUUCUGUACAGAAAGGAGUACACUGGUGAGCAGAAGACCCUCGAAAUGGUAUACAAGCAAGCGCAUGUAGAUCUUCUUCAUCAUUGGACUCAUUUGAAUCCACAGCCAUCUCAGCUCAGAUAUCUUCAUUACAUCUCCAGAAGAAAUUUUGAGUUAGAUUGGCUGGGAUCAGAUGCAUCUCUAAGUUUGGAUCAUAUCAUACUCAGGUUCCUUCCUCUAUACAAUGGAAGAGGAUGCCGACCUGUGUUUCGUCUAUAUGGCCAGGAUCCUUCUGGUACAGCCAACAGAACUUCAACGCUUUUGUUUUCAAGUUCAAAAACAAAAAAUCAGAUCCCUUUCUAUGAACAGGAAGAGUGUGAAAUUGUAAACUUAGAUGUACAUUGCCUUGUCCAAGGCGAUGUUGUUGUUGAGUGUGCUCAUUUGGAAGAUGAUCUGGUGACUGAAGUAAUGAUUUUUCGAAUAAUGUUCCACACUGCUUUUGUCCGAUCAAACGUCUUGAUGCUACUUCGUGAUGAGGUCGAUGUUCCUUGGGAUGCCAAGGAUCAAAUUCCACCAGAUUUCAUUGCAGAGAUACUGUUUUCAGAUCCAGAUUCUACCUCUUCCAUUCUCCUGGCAGAAGUGGUUAGUGAAGAUGGCAGUGAAACAGAAAUUGCCUCAUCUGAGGAAUUUUUUGAGGCUGUGGAGAUCUUCAGCAGUGCAGAUGAUGGGCUGGAUUCAAGGUCAGAGUCUGAUGAAAGUUAUCAUGGAUCAUCAUGGAAGGAUGGUUUUGAACCUAAUGCACUCAAAUAUUUAUCAGAGAGGACCAGUCACAGACAGGGUCAAAAAAUGGACCACCGCCACUAUAAUUCGCAGCACAGUAGAGGUCUACAUAAGUCUUGGUCUGUUUCCGAUUUGCCGAGUAGUGCAGAAACAGUAUCCAAAAAUGUUGGCAGAGGAAGCAAGUCCAAGGAAGUGGAAGAUAAGCAAAGUGAAGAAGUUCCAACUCUGCCAAAGAAAAAUGACAAAAAGGAAUCACACCCGAAGCUUUCUGCCAGUAAUAAAAAGCAGAAUUUGAGUAAGGGAAUUCCGAUUCCCCAGAGGAAGCAACCGGUUUCAAGCUCAAAAGCUGCUUCAGUUGCACCCAGUACCAAGAAGAAAAAUAGGCAGCAAGACCCACCGGGAUUUCGUGCAAGACAGGCGAAACCAGCAGCGACAUCCCGAUGGAUUCCUUCAAACAGAGGCUCUUGCAACAAUUCAGCGCACGUGUAUUAUCCUUUCAAUAAUUCAAUACCCGUAUAUAGUCCUCCGACGAGGAAUUUUAGUGCACCUGCAUCACUAGGUCUGCUCAGGGGCAUUGGUGGAAGAUAUAAGCGCCAUUCCACACCUGGAGCUAUAGCCGGAAGGGCUCAUCCAUCAGGGCGUGGGCGUUCAAAGAAUUUUACCUGUCCGCCAUCACCAGCCCCAGGAACUUGCUCCCCAGCAUUGUAUUCAACACCACUAGUGGAACGUCCAGAUCAGGAGUUUAGUCCCGGGUCACUUUUGCUUUUAGGAAGACUUGCAUCCUGUCCAUCUUCGUUGGGUUCUUCACCAGUGCAUGAGGCUUUUUACUUGGCGUCUCCUUCAACCCCACAAGUAGAAUGGCUGGACCAGGAGCCUAGUCAAGAGCCACCAGCACCAGCACCUUCACCUUCACCUCCCCCUCCAAAACCACCACCGCCACCAUCGAGACCUCCACUACCUCCUUCCUCUGGAUAUUUAUAUAAGCGGGCUUUGCCACCUACUGAAAUUUCUCAAGAUGGAGAGCUGAUUUUACCGCCACCACCACUGUCAUGUGCAGGUGAAACUAAUCUGCCAGAGACUGCACCUCCUCCAGCCCCUACUGCUAGUACCUUGCAGAAUGUUAGUAGGAUUUCACCACCCCCACCCCCACCCCCACCUCCACUACCUCCCUGGGAUGCUAGAAGUUCUGCACCUUUAGUUUCAGCAGUAUCAAAUUCACAGCCUCCUUCCCCUACUCGCAUUGGCCAUCCCCACAAUAAUCUUGAAUCCUCCGCACAAAGUGGUUCCAAGUUGGAGGCUCUUUCUCCUUCCACUUCUCCUUUACUGUCAGGACAAGGCAAUCCUCCAAGCCCUCCACCUCCACCUCCACCUUCUCAAAGCAGUACUUAUGCAUCUCAACUACCACCACAACUAACGCCACCAUCAAUACCUCCUCCUUCAUUAACCCCUCUUAUAUGUAAUGGUCCACCACCCCCACCCCCACCCCCCCCACCACCACCAUCAGCAGCUCUUUCUCCUUACAAAGCUUUGCUAUCACCACACCUUUCUCCAAUAUCUAAAAUAUCACAAUCAUGUGUCCCUUCACCUCCACCUCCACUUCCACCUCCAUCUUCCCAUUUAUUUGGAGAACCACAAACAUCCUCAUCCUCAUCUCCACCUCCACCUUCACCUCUACCUCCUCUACCUACAUUUUGUUGCUCCUCACCACCCACCCCACCACCACCUUAUCUUCCAAUGGGAAGAGUAUCGUCUUUAUCUAUUCAACCAAUUGGAGAGACAUUAUUAUCAUCAUCUUUACAUGGAGGAACAUCCCCUCCAAUCCUUCCACCCUCUCUAGUAGGAGGAACACUCCCUCAACCAAAAGAAGAAACACUAUCUCUACCCCUACACCAUUCUCCACCCGUUGUAUCAAUAGGAGUGCCACCCCCACCCUCUCCGUCACCUCUCACAUCUUUAGAAAAAGCACCACCUCCAACCCCAUCACCUAUAGAAAGACCACCUCCUACUCCACCAAAGGGGAGAGGACCCGCUCCGCCUCCUCCACCGCCGGCAUUGAUAGAAGUAUUCCCUCCACCUCCACCGAUAGGAGGAGAACCCCCUCUACUUCCUCCACCAUUGGCAUUGGUAGAAGGACCCCCACCACCCCUUCCACCACCGGAAUUGAUGGGAAGACCCCCUUCUCCACCGGAAUUGAUGGGAAGACCCCCUCCACCCCCUCCUCCACCGAUGGGGGGAAGACCCCCUCCACCACCGGAAUUGAUGGGAAGACCCCCUCCACCCCCUCCUCCACCGAUGGGGGGAGGACCCCCUCCACCUCCUCCACCACCGGAAUUGAUGGGAAGACCCCCUCUACCCCCUCCUCCAUCAAUGGGGGGAGGACCCCCUCCACCUCCUCCACCACCGGAAUUGAUGGGAAGACCCCCUCCACCCCCUCCUCCACUGAUGGGGGGAGGACCCCCUCCACCUCCUCCACCACCAGAAUUGAUGGGAAGACCCCCUCCACCCCCUCCUCCACUAAUGGGGGGAGGACCCCCUCCACCUCCUCCACCAUCGGCAAUGAUAGGAGGACCCCCUCCACCUCCUCCACCUAUGGGAGGAGCACCUCCUCCACCUCCUAUUCCUGGAUUGCCUGGCCCACCAGCACCUCCAGGACCUCCAGGAGGUGGAGCACCACCACCUCCACCAUUUGGUGCAAAAGGGGCCACAGAUAGUAGAGGGCUACCUGCUGGUAGAGGGCGUGGACGAUUUGCAGGAUCUCGAAAAUCUAACUUAAAGCCACUUCAUUGGAGCAAGGUCACCAGGGCAUUACAAGGGAGCUUAUGGGAAGAAUUGCAGCGAAGAGGAGAUCCUCAAGUUGUGCCAGAUUUUGACGUCAAGGAAAUUGAGACUCUUUUCUCAACAGCACCAAAGUCAAGUAAUGCAGGAGGUGUAACUGGAGGUCAGAGGGCUUCUAGUUCCAAACCAAGUAAAGUCCAGCUGAUUGAUCUAAAACGGGCCUACAAUGUUGAAAUCAUGCUCACUAAAGUGAAAAUGCCACUUCCUGACAUGAUGGAUGCUGCACUUGCAAUGGAUGAAUCAUUGCUAGAUGCAGAUCAAGUGGAGAAUCUCAUAAAAUUUAGUCCAAAAAAGGAAGAGGCGGAAGUUCUCAAGAACUACACAGGUGACAAGGAGAAUUUGGGAAAGUGUGAACAGUUUUUUCUGGAGCUGAUGAGAGUACCAAGAAUGGAAUCUAAAUUAAGAGUUUUCUUUUUCAAGAUUCAGUUCAACUCUCAGGUUUGUGAUUUCAGAAACUGUUUGACCAUUGUAAACUCUGCUUGUGAAGAGGUCCGGAAUUCCCUCAAACUGAAAGAAAUUAUGAAAAAGAUUUUGUAUCUUGGGAAUACAUUGAAUGAGGGAACUGCCAGAGGUGCCGCAAUUGGAUUCAAAUUGGACAGUCUUUUGAAAUUGUCAGAUACACGAGCUGCAAACAGCAGAAUGACUCUCAUGCAUUAUCUUUGUAAGGUGAUUGCAACUAAAACACCAGAGCUUAUGGACUUUCACAAAGAUCUUGUUAGUUUGGAAGCUGCAUCAAAGAUACAAUUAAAAUCUUUGGCAGAAGAAGUGCAGUCCCUUGCCAAGGGUUUAGAAAAGGUAAAGCAGGAAUUAGCUGCUUCAGAAGAGGAUGGUCCUGUGUCUGAUGUUUUUCACAAGACCUUGAAGAACUUUCUUGGUUCAGCUGAGGCAGAUGUGUCCUCUGUAACAAAUUUGUACUCUCUUGCGGGAAAAAAUGCCGAUGCACUGGCUCUAUAUUUUGGCGAAGACCCUAAAAAAUGUCCAUUCGAGCAAGUUGCUGCAACCCUCUUAAACUUCGUGAGGUUGUUCCAGAAAGCUCAUGAAGAAAACUGUAAACAAGAGGAACUAGAAAAGAAGAAAGCUCAAAAGGAGGCUGAAAUGGAGAAUGCAAAGGUUAUGAGUCCAAGGAGAGGAGUAAAGAAGGAGGGUGACAUGGAGAACACAAAGAUAAUGAGUCCUAGAAAAGGAGCAAGAAAGGAGGCUGACAUGGAGUACACAAUGGGACUUAGUCCAAGAAAAGGAGUAAAAACGGAUGCUGAUAUGGAGAAUACAAAGGGAAUGAGUCCAAGACAAGGAGUAUUUAAGGAGGCUGACUUGGAGAUGACUAAGGGAAUUAGCCCAAGAAAAGGAGUAAAUGGGGCUGACAUAGAGAAUAGAAAGGGGAUGAUGAGUCCAAGGAAAGGUCUAAAUAAUGAGACUGAAACGGAGAAUGCAAAGUGGAUGAUGAGCCCAAGGAAGGGUCUAAAUAAGGAGGCCGAAAUGGAGAAUGCAAAGGGGAUGAUGAGUCCAAGGAAAGGUGUAAAUAAGGAGGCUGAAAUGGAGAAUGCAAAGGGGAUGAUGAGUCCAAGGAAAGGUCUAAACAAGGAGGCUGAAAUGGAGAAUGCAAAGGGGAUGAUGAGUCCAAGGAAAGGUCUAAACAAGGAGGCUGAAAUGGAGAAUACAAAGGGGAUGAGUCCAAGAAAGGAGUAAAAGAGUUGGAGAAUUUACAUUUAACCGUAAUAGCCCAUUUAUUCACAAGGAUUUGACAUAUGGCGGGUUACAUUGUUGAGCAUCAGAAUUUCCAAGUUGACCAGUUGUGACCAUUGAUUUUUACUGCUGAAUAUUUGGCUCUUCGGAUGCUAAGAACUAGCAUUUAAGGGUAUGAUCAAGGCUUUACAUGACCUAAAGUUCUGCGGAGAAAGCAGUCGAGAUUCAGAAAGUGAUCAAUGGUUCUUUUCUGCUUUUUCUUAUGAUGCAGGCAGCUGGUUUCCCUUAAGGAUUCCUUAUAUACCAGAACCUUGUUGGAUUGAUCUGGUCAUUUGGCCUGUGUUUGUUGUAUCAAAAGAUUCCUGUAUUUCAUCCUAUCUGCACUGGAGCUUUUGUGAUGAUACCAGCUACUUGCCUAACUCUUUAGAAGUGGUAUUCCACGACCGACAUUCUGGUUUGAAGAGGUAUCUUCCACAUUUUACCAAGGUUGGGGCCUAAGGACUCAAUGGAAAGGCACAUAAAAGGGCAUCAGGCAUUCUAGUUUAGUCUAGCUGCUCGCCUCGACUGCAACAUUGUUUAUUGAUCACCCAGAAAUUACUGGUAAACGAGUACAUAUCCCUAACCCCCAUAGUUAAACCAACAUUGAUUCUUUGUUGUGACAUAAUAAUUGGUUUGGCUCCUUGGGCCAUCCUCAGAAUUUUGUAGCAGAAUACAAGAAUUAGAGAUUAUACAGAAAAUUAGCAUUAUAGAGAGUAGAAAUCUACUCAGUUAUGUGCAGGGUUUCCGAAAUUCUGAUAUAAUUUGGAUUCCAUUUUUGGGAAGUUCUCGAUCAUACCAUUCAUCAAUGAAAAGAUGUUUCUUUUUCCCAAUCUUUAUUAAGGAUUAUAACUCGACUCUUUAGCUGAUGUCAAGCUUAUAUUAUGAAUCGGACUCUGUCAAAGCUCGUGGAUUUUUCUGCAUUGAGCUGCACAAGAUGAUGCUUUUUUCCUGCUGUUGGU